UCAGCCAGGUGAACGGCAGCCAAGACAGGUUGGCAAACAUUAAAAAAUUAAAUUUGUUAAAUUUAAAUUGUGGAUUAUACACACAGUCAAGAGUCAGGCCAUAAGCCCAAAGUGGAAAAUUUUAAAGACAAGCGCAACUGAAGAGCCGUCAAAAUGAAGCGAGGCAAACGCUGGCUGUUCAUGACAGCGACAGUGCUGCUGCUGGGCGUGCUAUCCUCAACAGAUGCUGCGCUGCCCUUCAAGAAGGUCUCCAUUGCCAAAACACCCGCCACAAAAUCCAAAGCUAGCAGCACCACCACCACCAGCACCACGACAACAGAGCCUGAAACUGAAACAGAGCAAGAGGAGCAACUACCACCCACUGCGGAGGCUGAAGAGCCAAAGGCGGCCAACAGCAGCCUGUCCAAGAACUCGAAGCUAACAGGCAUACCGCAAAUUGAUUAUAUCUGGGAUCCAAAUUUGCCGCGUGAGCUGCAUGGCUACAAUCUCUCGAGCUACCCUUUCUUGUCUACUGUGCCAACUCCGGAUGAGAUACACUUUAAGUGCGAGGGUCUUCACGACGGCUUCUAUGCCUCGAUUGAGUACAAAUGCCAGAUCUAUCAUCACUGCGUCUAUGGCAUCCGACACGAUUUUCUUUGCGCGAACUUCACCGCCUUUGAUCAGCGCACAUUCAUCUGCCACUUUGCCUCGGAUGUGGACUGUGAGGGCUCGCAGAAGUAUUGGAACCGCAACGAUGAGCUCUAUAUGGCCACCACAACAUCCUCGACGAGUACAACAACUACAACAACAGUAGCGCCACCGCCAACGCAGCUGCGACGACGAGCUCAGCGUCCCUACCGCAGACGUCGCCCCGUGGAUGAUUACUACUAUGAGGAUGAGUUGGAGGAGGAUUACUAUGAGGAGCGCCGACGACAGAAGCCGCGUGCACGUCCAAGGAAGCCGCAAGUGCAGCUGGACUACGACGAUGAGUACGAGGAUAAGCCCGCGCUGGCGGAAGAGAAGCCGCCGCGACGCAAUCGCAAUCGCUACAGAGAAGAGGAUGCGCUAAGUGAGGAGGACUAUGAGGAUCAACGCCAGCGACGACGGGGCAAGCCCACGCCACGUGGCAAGCUGCCACGCCAGCCAGCGCGCGUUGAUGAGCGACGCAGCUUCAACGAAGAGGAGCCAAGACGUGGAGCGACGGGCAGACGUCGCAGCAGCGACAAACGCACAACGCCGUCCACAGCAUCUGUGCUGGAUGAAUUGGAUGAGUACGAGAAGCCCUACGGCCUAGAUCAGGAGGAGGCGGCCGAGGAGCAGACACCACAGAAGGUCAAGACCACACCCAAGCCACUGACUGAGUAUAUAACACCCAAAGCGGCUGCCGCCUCGGUUUAUGCCAGACCGCGUGCCCCACCACGCAUUGCCCGACCCGUGCCCAUCAAUGAGAAGCAAAAGUAUUCGUAUCCAGUGCAAAAGAAUACGGCAACCACGCCCAGCAGCCUAGAGGAGGACCCAGAAGACGAUUACGCAGCGCCCGAGCAGGACUAUGAACAGCCAGCUCCACGUAGACGCACUGCAGCUAAGUCAGCGCCCACGCGUAGCACGUUACGCAAGCCUGUAACAGACAAGAAGCCGCUGCUCAAUGAGGACUACUACGAGGAGGAAGCGUCAGUGACGCCGCCAAGACGCAAACGUCCGCAGGCGCAAACGUCCAGCCGAGCACGUGCGCCCGCCGCUGAUGUGGACUUUGUGGAUGAAGCAGAUUAUGAGGAAACGCCUGCAGCGCGACCAGCGGCAAGCGCCACACGUGCUCCGAUCAGACCACGGAACAAAGCUGUGCCCGCACGCAAGCUUGCACCCAGACCCAGACAACCCACAGCCGCCGAGCAAGACCCAGAGCCAGAGCAACCUCAACCACAACCACAACAGCGCACACGCAGCAAUGCCUUGACGCCAGCGAGACGCAAUCAGAAGUUGGCGCUAGCUGCGCGACAACGUUCGAAAACAACAGCAGCUCCGCCACUGCCACUGGAGCCAGAGGAGGAGCAGGAAGAGGAGCAGCCAGAGCAGCAGCAGCCAGCAGCUGUGGAGCCCGAGGAGGAGCCAGUGGCACCAUUGAAGCCACUACGCAACGCCUCGGUACGUGUCGUUAAGCGUCCCUUCUUGCCCUCUCGCGGCGGCAGUCCCUAUUUGCCACGCGGUCUGCAGCCCGUGGGCUUGGCACAGCUAAAGACCACGCCCAGUCCACCACCAGCGCCCAGCACAGAGAGCACACCCAUAGACAUGGGCUCGACCAUAUCGGGUGUGCGUCUGCUGGAGCACGGUGCGCCGCUGCUGCGUGGCGAUAGCGGCACGCCCACUACGCCCGCUCCGCCGCCGCCGCCGGCACCGCCGCGCUCCGUCAAGCUGCAGCUCGACGAGCUGUAUGAGAAUGACUACGACGUGACGCUAAACGACGCGCUAGAUCCUACGCUUAAACCGCUUACACCACAGCAACCACAUCAACAUCAUCAUCAGCAGCAUCAGCUUCAGCUGCAACCACUGCGUUCAUAUGCUCCAGCUCCUGCCGCUCCACCUGGCUAUAAUCCAUUCUAUCAAAAGGCCAACAUCUAUCAGCAUCAGCAUCAGCAUCUCAAUCAAUCACCCUCCAUCGCAUCCUCCGCUUCGCAAUUGCAAUCGCAGUCACCGUCACAGUCGCAGUCGCUGUCACAGUCACAGCUAUCAUCAGCUAACAACUAUCACAGUGAUUCCUAUUUCUCAUCGACAGAUAUACGCCGGCGCGCAGUCGCUCCGGCGCAAAACAACGCGCGUUCGCAUCGAUACGAAUACACUCCCCGGGCCGGAGAAGCACUGAGCCAACAACAACAACAUCAACAACAACCGCAACAACAAGCUGCCAGACACGCCCCAUUGGGCGCUCAGCAUUUCUAUGAUGACUUUACAUAUUAGUCUGUAAAACAACAAGUCUCUUCAGCUGUAUAUACAACUUUUAACAACUAUAAGGCCUCCCCGACAACGUCUAUGCUACUCUAAACUUUUGAUAGACUUUAGUCGUUUAUCCGCAAGCUAAUUAUAAAACACUCCUUUUCUUAGUUAAAGUUAUAGCGGUAAAAACAAAAGCAAGUUGCGUUUAAAUUUUUUAAACAAAAACCUAUAUAAAUAUUGUAAAAUACUCAAUUGUCGUGAUAGUAGUCGAGACAAAAUCCAGCAAAAUAAUAACAAUUUGAAUAUUUUGUCUUCAACAAGAGAAAAAAAAAAAAGCAAAAUAACAA
Molecule: messenger RNA, 3254 nt
Organism: Drosophila busckii
Lineage: Eukaryota; Metazoa; Arthropoda; Insecta; Diptera; Drosophilidae
Product: proteoglycan 4
Cellular component (GO): extracellular region
Molecular function (GO): chitin binding
Source: RefSeq, a predicted model, not a curated record